GCUCGCCGUCCUCUACGACGCGGAGCGGCUGGUCCUCCCUGUUCAUAGCUUGAAUGCACCAUUCAGCGUCCGCAAUCCUUUAUACGACUCCCCAGGAAGCUGCUCGUUGCAGCGCGGCUGCCGCCGCACUGUCGCCGGAAAGUUAUAGCCUAAACAAGGGAGAGCUGGAUAUUGGCACGUGUUCCGCUUCGCGGGGCGCGCGGCCGCAGCAUACCGCGGCGAUGGGCGGCGGCAGUCAUCAGGACGCUGCCGCGGGACCCGCUUCGACCACGGCUGCCUGCGCCGGCCGCACCGGGCGAAACCGCUCCGUCCCGCCCCAGCCCACACACCACACACACGCCGCCCCGCCCCACGCCACGCCACACACACACAGCACUCACUCCGACCCACGCAGAACACAAAGAUGUCCAUCAUCAUCGACGACGCGGGCGUCAACGGCGCUGACGGCAAGAACGUCUAUGUGGGCAAUUUGUCCUGGGAGACCGACGACGCCCAGCUCCUCGAGCUCGUGAGCCAGUACGGCACGGUGACGAGCGCUCAUGUGGAGACGUCGAAGUCCGGCCGCUCGCUCGGUUAUGGUCUGGUGGCCUACGCGUCGGAAGCCGACGCGUCGUACGCCAUCGAGCAGCUCGACGAGCUCGAGUUCGGCGGCCGCAAGAUCCGCGUGCGCGUCGACCGCGGCCCGACGGCGCCGAAGGCCAAGAAGGAGCGGGCGCCGCGCGAGCAGCGGCCGCGCCGCGAGCGCGUGCCCGACGAGGACAAGGUCGUCGAGCCGACGAAGGUGUUCGUCAUGAACCUCAACUUCGACACGACGGAGGACGAGCUCGCGGACCACUGCGCCUCGUACGGUUCGGUGGUCGCUGCUGAAUUACUGACGCGCGGCCGGAACAACCGCCCGUCGGGCUCGGCCAUCGUCGAGUACUCGGCGGACCACGAGGCCAAGGCGGCCAUCGCCGGGUUGGAAGGCCAGGAGCUCGGCGGCCGCCCGCUGCGCGUGCGCGAGUACUACUCCGCCUGAGCGUAGGCGAAAGGAGGGGGAGCGGCCCGCCGUGCCGAGGGCCCGUCGUCACAAAAGAGAGAGGUGUUUUUACGAUUAAGGAGGGAUGCUUUUUA
Pelagomonas calceolata is the source of this 1113-nucleotide messenger RNA. NCBI's taxonomy places the organism in Eukaryota, Pelagophyceae, Pelagomonadales, Pelagomonadaceae. The record is from the annotation of a GenBank genome assembly.